AUGGAGGGGCCAGAACACGCGAUCAAAAUUCUGCUUCUGGGGGAUGAGCAAUGUGGCAAGUCUACAUUUUUAUCCCAGGGGCGACACACCCUCCGCGGCCCCGUUCCCAUCCAGAUGCUCCGUGACAUGGACCAGCCAUUCAUCUUCGAAGUCCGCUCCAAGAAAGGCCGGUACCGCUUCGAGUUUUAUGACACCGCUAGUCCGGAAAGCUGGCGGCUCCUCCACCCCGACGUGGUCAUCCUCUGCUACGACAUCAGCCAGCGGUCAACCCUCGUCAACCUCCAGAGGGUGUGGGUUAAAGAGGUGAAGUUGACUUUCUCCACCAGCGACACGCUCCCAGUGUUGGUUUUGGGGCUCAAGAGAGACCUCCGUCGAGAAGAUGACCCCAACGGCGUGCUCUUACCGCAAGAAGGACUCUGCGUAGCGCAAGAGAUGCGCGCUGACAGAUAUAUGGAGUGCUCUGCCGUAACGGGCGAGCUGUUGACCGAGGUAUUCGACGACAUCUGCCUGACCGCCGUCAAGACGACAGAGGGGGGCGGUCAAUCCGAAGGAGGAUGCGUCAUCCUCUAG
This is a messenger RNA of Thermochaetoides thermophila DSM 1495, 570 nucleotides long. RefSeq lists its product as uncharacterized. The record is from RefSeq and is a predicted model, not a curated record. The coding region runs from base 1 to 570 and encodes 189 amino acids. NCBI's taxonomy places the organism in Eukaryota, Fungi, Ascomycota, Sordariomycetes, Sordariales, Chaetomiaceae. Gene Ontology annotation, biological process: small GTPase-mediated signal transduction. The transcript has 3 exons. Gene Ontology annotation, molecular function: GTPase activity; GTP binding.